Molecule: messenger RNA, 6961 nt
Organism: Hydra vulgaris (swiftwater hydra)
Lineage: Eukaryota; Metazoa; Cnidaria; Hydrozoa; Anthoathecata; Hydridae
Source: RefSeq, a predicted model, not a curated record
CCAACCUGUUCAAAUAUAGGAUUUUAAAAAAGUCAAUAAAUUUUAUUAGAAAUUAAAGCCUUCUUUAUUAAAUUAGGAGAGGUUGUUGGGAUUUAAAAAUGGCAACAAAACUUAUACUUAAAGUUUUCGUACUGCUAGUAGCUAAAUACGUUGCAGGAAAAGCUCCACCUGAAAAAUGUAGUAUGGCAAUGUAUAAAAAGAUUGGCUGUUUUAAAGACCGCAUUAUACCAAACCGUCCAUUACCUCUUGAGUUAGUUAACCACAGAGACCCUAUGAAUCCCAAUUGGGAUUCACAUAUUUUAGAUUGGAAUGAAUGGCCAGAGUCCCUUCGCGCUCUGGCUUGCGCAUGCGCUGAAAAGGCUAAAUCUUUUGGAUUUAAGUUCUUUGGGCUACAGUUUUUUGGAGAAUGUUGGAGCGGAUCUUCCCUCAAUUACUAUCGUGAUGGACCUUCAACUAAUUGUAUUGGAAAUGAUUAUAAGCCAUGCAAUGAUUCUUCUCCCACAGAAUGUGUUGGCAAAGCCUACACAAACUAUAUUUACACUCUUGAGACAGUACAAAAGUCACCAAUUAAUGGAGGUUGGAGCGACUGGAGUGAGUGGACAGAAUGUAGUGCAAGUUGUAACGGUGGUGUUAGAGCUCGCGAGAGGCUUUGUAACAAUCCAGCGCCUGAGAACGGAGGUCAAGGAUGUAAAGGAGAAGGUGAAGAAGAAGAGGUGUGUAACUCGGAGGCUUGUGAACCUGUAUGUGCUAAACAAAUGGAGGUUGCUAUUUUACUGGAUGCUUCAACAAGCGUCACAUCCACCAAUUGGAAAAAGACAGUUUCAUUUGUUCAAAGUUUUACAAAAGAGUUUGUAAUGGGCCCUACUGGUGUUCGAUUUGCUGUCAUCGAUUUUGCCAAUGAAGCUCAAAUUCAAAUAAAUAUUUUAGAUCCAAAAUAUUGGAGCCAGGAGGCUUUUAGUAGAAAAGUUGGAUCUAUAGAAUAUUCUCGAGGAAGAACAAAAACGGAUUUAGCUAUAAAAUUAGCUCGAGAAAAAAUAUUCUGUGACAAAUGCAAUUUGAGACGCACUGUUCCAAAGCUUCUCAUAGUUUUAACUGAUGGCCAAAGUACGGAUCCAGAUCUUACAGAAAAAGAGGCCAAUUUAAUAAAAACACAGAGCAAAGUAAGUAUAAUUACUAUGGGAGUUGGCGAUAAAAUUGACAAAAACGAGCUGACUUCAAUGGCAUCAAACAGCGACUAUGUGUUUCUACUAAAUGGAUACAAAUACAUAAACGAUAAGAUUAACCAGAUAAUUAAAAUGUCGUGCAAAGGAAUCUUAAAGUAUGGCUUUAAGUUUAGAAGUAAUAAGGACUUUGCAAAAGCCUUUGAUUCCGUUUCUUUAUCAAAAUUCUGCUGCAAGCUUUAUGGUUAUGGUUUUCACUCUUAUAUCUUACAAUGGUGUAAAUCAUUUCUCAGUAAUAAAAAACAACGAGUUGUUCUGGAAUUAUUUGCAGAUGAUACAAAAAUAAUGUCAGUAAUUAAUAAUGUAAGUAACAGCAGUGCUUUUCAAGAAGAUUUAAAUAAGUUAUUAGACUGGUCAAAUAAGUGGUCAACUCAAUUCAAUGGAGAAAAGUGUAAAUUAAUGCACAUUGGUAAUUUGUAUCCUCAGUUUAGUUACAAAUUAGGAGAUCAUAUUUUGCAAAAAACAGAAGUUGAAAGAGAUUUAGGUGUAAUAUUAUCAAAUGACCUCAAAUGGGAAAAUCAUAUUAUCAGUGUAGCAAAUAAGGCAAAUAGAACACUAGGGAAUGUAUCUGCUGAAAAGUGUGCCAUCGAAUAUAAAAAGGUUGGCUGUUUUAAAGACCGGAUUGUUCCGGAAGGCUCCUUAUCAACGGAAUCAAUAAGUGACAGUGAGCCUGAAAAUCGUAUUUGGGAUUUAAACACUUUAGAGUGGAAAGAAUGGUCAGACUCACUAGAAAUCAAUUUGCAGCACUGUAUGCAAAAAUACUCGUUCUCACCAAAUAACAUUUGGAACAUGGACGAAACUGCUGUAACUACUGUACAGCAACCUAAAAAGGUUAUUGCGAAAAAAGGAUUAAAACAAGUAGGAGCCAUCAUGUCAGCUGAAAGAGGAACUCUUGUAACAUUAGCAUGCACAAUAAAUGCUAUUGGAAAUAGUAUUCCACCCUUUUUUAUUUUUCCUCGUAAAAACUUUAAAGAUCGUUUCCUAAUCAGUGCACCAACAGGAAGUGCAGGAGAUGCAAAUCCAAGUGGCAAUACAAAAUGUACUAAAGAAAAGCCUUGUUUAUUGUUGCUUGACAAUCACGAAACUCAUCUUAGUAUUGAAGGAUUAGAUUUGGCAAAAAAUAAUGGAAUAGUAAUGCUUACCUUCCCACCACAUUGCACACAUAAGUUGCAGCCCUUGGAUAAGGCAGUUUAUGGUCCUCUCAAAAACUACAUAAAUAAUGCUAUGACAUCAUGGUUAGUAAUGAAUCUUGGAAAAACUGUUACAAUAUAUGAUAUUCCAAAAAUAGUAAACAUUGCAUUUCCUAAGGCUGUAUCUCCCCACAAUAUUUUAAGUGGUUUUUCUGCAACAGGUAUUUACCCGUUAAAUCCUGAUGUGUUUACUGAAAAUGAUUACUGUCCUAACUAUGUAACUGAUCGCCCUAACCCACCUUGUUCACAGGCUGAUUCAAAUAAAAAAGACUGUGAAAGAUUCACAAAACCAGAUAAUCAGGUAGACAUAACAAUAGAAGAUCCAGUUGUAUCAAAUAAAACCUCUAAUCAAAACCCAAUCACAACAUUAGGUUUUAACAAUUCAAUCAUACCACCUGAGAGUAUUAGGCCUCUGCCUAAAGCAGGCCCGAGGUUAGCAUCAAAAAGAGAUCAUAUAACUACAACAAAAAUAGAAAAUAAAAAACAGUUAAGAACAGCACAAGCAGUUCUUCAAACAUGUUAUUACUUUAAUCUAGAUUGUUUCAUUGAGGGAUAUAAAUCAAUUAUUGAAACUCUAUUAUACAAUACACAAAAUUAUAGUAUAAAAAUUGAAAAUAAUAUAAAAGAAAGAUAUAGACUUGCUUGUUUGUGUGCAGAAAAAGCUAAAUUAUUUGGAUACAAGUUCUUUGGCCUUUAUUUUUUCGGAAAAUGUUGGAGUGGAUCUUUGCUUACGCACAAUAAUCGAGGUGAACGUUCAACAAACUGUAUCAGUGAAGAUUUUAAGAGAUGUAAUGAUUCCUCUUCUGAAACAUGCGUUGGUAAAACAAAUACAAACUAUAUUUACAGCUUUGUAAAAGAUGAAAAGUAUUCUGCAAAUGGAUAUUGGAGUGAGUGGAGCCAAUGGACAGAAUGCAGUGCUACAUGCGAUGGAGGUGUUAGGUCUAGAAGUCGCACAUGUAAUACUCCCAAAAAGGUUGGUGCUUAUUGUGAUGGAAAAGAAGAAGAAAACGAACCCUGUAAUGAAGAGGUUUGCACAUCUAAAUGCACUAAGCAGAUAGAAAUUGGAAUUUUAUUGGAUGCUUCAACAAGUGUCACAUUAUCUAAUUGGAAAAAAACAAUAGAUUUUGUUCAAGAUUUUUCUAAACAGUUCAAAAUGGGUCCAACUGGUGUGCGAUUUGCUCUUAUUGAUUUUUCUGAUGAUGCCAUACUUCAAAUUAGUAUUUCAGAUCCCAGAUUUUGGGAUCAGGAAACUUUUGGUGAAAAAGUCUCCAGCAUUGAAUACUCACAAGGAAAAACAAGAACUGAUUUAGCUCUCGAAGUAGCUCGAAAACAUGUAUUUUGUAAUGAAUGUGGUUUGCGGCAUAAUACUCCCAGGUUGCUCAUAGUUUUAACAGAUGGUCAAAGUACUUUUCCAAAAUUAACACAGUUUGAAGCCCAACUUAUCAAGGCUGAGAACAAUUUAACCAUAAUAUCUGUUGGAGUUAGUGACCAGGUUGACAUAGAAGAGCUGAAGAGUCUAGCUACAGACAGAGACCAUGUGUUCUUAUUAAAUGGUUACAGCUAUUUAAAUGAUAAAAUUAACAAAUUACUGAAAGUAUCAUGUAUUAGUAAACAAAAAUCUCCUAUUAAUGGUGGUUGGGGAAACUGGAGUGAGUGGACAGAGUGUAGCGCCAGCUGCAACGGUGGUAUUAGAAUUCGUGAACGACUUUGCAAUAACCCACUACCCCAAAAUGGAGGUAUUGAGUGUAUAGGAGAAGGCGAGGAAGAAAGAGCUUGCAAUGAAGAGAUCUGUGAGCCUGCUUGUACUUCUGAAAUGGAGAUAGCAAUUUUAUUGGACGCUUCAAGUAGUGUUACUUUGAAUAAUUGGGAGAAAACACUAGAAUUUGUUCAAGAUUUUUCAAAAGAAUUUAAAAUGGGCUCUACUGGCAUUCGAUUUGCUGUUAUUGACUUUUCAGAUGCUGCCACACUUCAAAUUGAUAUUUUAGAUCCGAGUUUAUGGAGUAAUGAAGCUUUUAAUGAAAAAAUCAGCAACAUCGAAUAUUCUAUGGAUAUUAUUGAUGGUCUAAAUGAAGGUGUAAAUAAAAGAAACUUGAAUGUUGUAAAUAAUAGUGUGAAUGAAGGUGUAUAUGAUGCAAUCCUCGGUUCGGCAUUGAUGGCAAAAAAUUUGAGGUCGGGUGAUAAAUUUCUAAAUUUUUCAGGUAAAACAAGAACUGACUUGGCGCUUAAAUUAGCUCGUGAAAAAGUAUUUUGCAGGGAAUGUGGUUUGAGAGUCAAUGUUCCAAAACUGGUUAUAGUUGUAACAGAUGGUCGAAGUACAUUUCCGUUUUUAACACUGCCUGAAGCUCGUCUCAUAAAGAACCAAGCAAGCGUAAUAUGCAUGGGAGUUGGAGAUGAAGUUGAUAUAAAUGAGCUAAACACUAUGGCUACUGACAAAAAUCAUACACUGAGAAUUAAAAUACACUUUAAAAUUAGUUUUAAAAUUAUAAACAGUUUUCAGAUUCACAAAGUAGUUUUACUAACGCACAAGUAUCAACACAAAAAGAGAAUGAAACUGAUAACAACAGCGUGUGCUCUAGCAUUUCUAAACUUUAUCACAGGAAGUCUUUCAGCAAAGUGUGCAAUUAAAUACAAAAAGGUUGGCUGUUUUAAAGACCGUAUUGUUGUGGACGAUUCAUUGUCAACAGAACUAACAAAUGGCAGUGAGCCUGAAAAUCGUAUUUGGGAUUUAAAUACUUUAGAGUGGAAGGAAUGGUCGGAGUCACUAGAAAUACUUGCUUGUUUAUGUGCAGAAAAAGCUAAAUUAUUUGGAUACAAGUUUUUUGGACUUUAUUUUUUUGGGAAAUGCUGGAGUGGAUCUGUGCUCAACCAUGAUAAUCGAGGUGAACAUUCAACAAACUGUAUCAGUAAAGAUUUUAAGAGAUGUAAUGAUUCUUCUUCUGAAACAUGUGUUGGUAAAACAAAUACAAACUAUAUUUACAGCUUUGUAAAAGAAAAAAUUUUUUCUGCAAAUGGAUAUUGGAGUGAGUGGAGUGAAUGGACAGAAUGCAGUGCUACAUGUGAUGGAGGUGUUAGGUCUAGGAGGCGUACAUGCAAUAGUUCAAAAAGCAUAGGGGCUUAUUGUGAUGGAAAUAAAGAAGAAGUUGAACCAUGCAAUGAAGAAAUUUGUGCAUCUGUAUGCAACAAACAAAUAGAAAUUGGAUUUCUAUUGGACGCUUCAACAAGUGUCACAUCAGCUAAUUGGAAAAUAAUAAUAAAUUUUAUUCAAGAUUUUUCUAAACAGUUUAAAAUGGGUCCAACUGGUGUGCGGUUUGCAGUUAUUGAUUAUUCUGAUGAUGCCAUACUUCAAAUUAGUGUUUCAGAUCCCAGAUUUUGGGAUCAUGAAACUUUUGGUGAAAAAGUCUCCAGCAUUGAAUACUCACAUGGAAAAACAAGAACUGAUUUAGCUCUUAAAGUAGCUCGAAAACAUGUAUUUUGUAAUGAAUGCAGUUUGCAGCAUAACAUUCCCAAGUUGCUUAUAGUUUUAACAGAUGGUCAAAGUACUUUUCCAAAAUUAACACAAUUUGAAGCUCACCUAAUAAAGGUUGAGAACAAUUUAACCAUAAUAUCUGUUGGAGUUAGUGAUCAAGUUGACAUAGAAGAGCUGAAAAGUCUAGCUACAGAUAGAGACCAUGUCUUCUUAUUAAAUAGUUACAGCUACUUGAAUGAUAAAAUUAAUAAAAUACUAAAAGUAUCAUGUAUUGAUAAUCAAACAACUCCUAUUAAUGGAGGCUGGGAUAGCUGGAGUGAGUGGACAGAGUGUAGUGCCAGCUGCAAUGGGGGUAUUAGAAUUCGUGAACGUCUUUGCAAUAAUCCACUACCCCAAAAUGGAGGUAUCGAAUGUAUAGGUGAAGGUGAAGAAGAAAGAGCUUGCAAUGAAGAGAUCUGUGCGCCUGUUUGUACUUCUGAAUUGGAGAUAGCAAUUUUAUUGGACGCUUCAAGUAGUGUAACUUCAAAUAAUUGGAAGAAAACAAUACAAUUUGUUCAAGAUUUUUCAAAAGAGUUUAAAUUUGGCCCCACAGGUGCUCAAUUUGCAGUUAUUGAUUUUUCUGAUAAAGCCACGCUUCAAGUUAAUAUUUCAGAUUCCAGAUUCUGGAGUAAUGAAGGUUUUACUAAAAAAAUCAGCAACAUCAAAUAUAAAAUGGGUAAAACAAGAACCGAUUUGGCACUUCGAUUAACUCGUAGAAAAGUGUUUUGUAGGAAAUGUGGAUUGAGAGUCGAUGUUUCCAAGCUAGUUAUUGUGGUAACAGAUGGUCGAAGUACAUUUCCAUUUUUAACUCUGUCUGAAGCUCGUCUCAUAAAGAAACAAUCGAGCAUAAUAUGCAUUGGAGUUGGAGACGAAGUUGAUAUAAAUGAGCUGAACACUAUUGCUACUGACGAAAAUCAUGUUUUUUUAUUAAAUGGUUAUCGAUAUAUUAAUGAUAAUAUUAACCAAAUACUGAAAAUGUCUUGCAAACUUUAGUUCACAUUUAAUGUAAAAUACUUUGAAAAUAAAAUAUGAAUUAUUUAUAUAAA